AUGGCACGAUCCAGGGUUCCACCUUCGUUGGAGUCUGGGGCCUGAGGUGGAUGAGACCACACUGGAUGGUUGGAAGAGCCGCCUCUCUGGAAAGGGACGAAGCCAGGAGGAAGAUUACAGAGGCGCCAGGCCCAGGGCUCUACCAUGCACCUGCCGAGGCUCCACUGGAGAUCGGGGGCCCGCCAACUUACCCCACCCCAUGACCUCAUGGCUGCGUUUGCCAGGCGCUGGCUCAGGCAACACCCCACAGAGCAGAUGCCUGGAUGGGCCAUAGGCCAAACCGGACCAAACUCCUUGGAGAGGAGGACCUGGCUCAAGACGGCACCACAUUUCCAUGUCAUUUCCAAGUGGCACCAAGAGGGCUAG
Molecule: messenger RNA, 366 nt
Organism: Hipposideros armiger (great roundleaf bat)
Lineage: Eukaryota; Metazoa; Chordata; Mammalia; Chiroptera; Hipposideridae
Product: long intergenic non-protein coding RNA 2874
Exons: 2
Source: RefSeq, a predicted model, not a curated record